AUGGAGGAGUCGGUUUAUUCAAGCUAUCCACCAGAGCUGUCAUCAGCACAGCAGAACUACCUGGUGACGGCUGUCAAAGACUGGGCCAUCCAGAAUGGCCUUGCAGUGCGACCAGGACCGGCGAUCCUGCCAGAAGGCAUAGACCCUAAUGGGGUUCUGGCAACCAAUGCCCCGGUUACUCUGUUUCCGAGUCCGUUUCCAAGGGCUUGCUUUGAGGAUGCAACAGCAUUACAGACUGUGUACAAUGAGCUAUAUGCUGCAAUCACCUGCAAUGAACAAUGGCUGGGGAAGAUCGUGGAAGAUCUAAUUGAUGUCGAUGACUUUGUCGCAAAUUUGUGGAAAGUGCAUUUAGCCGUCCAGAAGGAGGGCUAUGUGCAGAAUUUAUCCUUGGGUCUUUUCCGAUCUGAUUAUAUGGCUCAUAACUCUUCUGAUCAUGCACCCGCCUUGAAGCAGGUGGAAUUCAAUACAAUUUCCUCCUCUUUUGGUGGAUUGUCGUCCCUCGUCAGAGCGCUGCAUACAGAGCUCUUGACAUCACCGCCUGGGUCUCCGAUCAGCUACCCAUCUCACCCGCUGCUGGAAUCCAGUACUCCCCCUGAAAAUACCGCCGUGGAGACACUUUCAGCAGGAUUGGCAGCAGCACACAAAGCCUAUGGACCAUCAAAGUCUUCUCCGGCUCUUCCUCUUGGCGUCCUCUUUGUAGUCCAAGAAGGAGAGCGGAAUGUUUUUGAUCAGCUUGCACUCUUGAAACAGCUCACCGGAUUCCACAAGAUCCCUGUUUUCCGUGUUCUCAGCACAGAAGUCUUGAAUCAGACAUCGAUUCCCAGCUCCAACCCUGCCCGUCCAUUAAUCUAUCACCCUCCUCAUUCCCCUGCCUCGAUCUUCGAGGUUACAACAGUCUAUCUUCGGGCCUAUUAUGCGCCAGAUGAGUACAAAUCUAGCCGGGAUUGGGAUGCCCGGACCCACCUCGAGCGCUCAGCUGCUAUCAAGUGCCCCACGGUUCUCAACCAACUGUCUGGCUGUAAAAAGGUCCAACAGGUUCUGGCAGAGCCCACGGGGCCCGAUCAUCUGUCCAGUUUCCUGAGUGGAACGGACUCGACGGUCAUUGCGAAACUGCGCGAGACCUUUGCCCCACAAUAUGACCUCUCCUCGGUUGGCCAGGGUCGAGAUCUGGCCCUCAAUUCUGACACGGCCUUGAAGCAUGUUCUCAAGCCUCAGCGAGAGGGGGAGGCAACAACAUCUACAAAUCAGAGAUUCCUGGAUUCUUGCGAAAGCGAUUGGAAGGGAUGGGUUCUUAUGGAAUUGAUCAAUCCCUCUGCCAGUGCCAAGAACGUAGCCCUACGAAAUGAUGGGGAAGUUCUCCAGGGUCACGUCAUUUCGGAGCUGGGGGUGUAUGGCACUAUCUUGUGGGACAACACGGGCAAGAUCCACCAUAAUGAACAAGGGGGGUGGUUGUUGAGAACCAAAGGCAAGGAGGUAAACGAGGGUGGAGUGGCCGCUGGGUUUUCCAGCUUGGACAGCAUCCUUCUUUUUUAA
Penicillium alfredii is the source of this 1533-nucleotide messenger RNA. Its product is annotated as glutathione synthase. Gene Ontology annotation, cellular component: cytosol. The record is from RefSeq and is a predicted model, not a curated record. The transcript has 3 exons. Gene Ontology annotation, biological process: glutathione biosynthetic process. Gene Ontology annotation, molecular function: glutathione binding; ATP binding; glutathione synthase activity. Lineage: Eukaryota; Fungi; Ascomycota; Eurotiomycetes; Eurotiales; Aspergillaceae. The coding region runs from base 1 to 1533 and encodes 510 amino acids.